Chenopodium quinoa (quinoa) is the source of this 2576-nucleotide messenger RNA. RefSeq names its product protein REDUCED WALL ACETYLATION 3-like. Gene Ontology annotation, biological process: xyloglucan metabolic process; xylan biosynthetic process; plant-type secondary cell wall biogenesis. Gene Ontology annotation, cellular component: Golgi apparatus. The transcript is spliced from 17 exons. The coding region runs from base 497 to 2119 and encodes 540 amino acids. NCBI's taxonomy places the organism in Eukaryota, Viridiplantae, Streptophyta, Magnoliopsida, Caryophyllales, Amaranthaceae. The record is from RefSeq and is a predicted model, not a curated record. Gene Ontology annotation, molecular function: acetyltransferase activity.
AUAAACUAAAAAUAAUAGUAUAAAAAAUAAUAAUAUUAAAACCCAACCACUUUCCUUCCUCACUUUCUCUCUCCUCCCUUUCAAUCUCCAUUACAGUGAUUUUGCAGCAACGAACCGACAUCGAAAUCACCAACCAAUUUUCUCUCAACCUCACCAAAUCAAACCAAUUCAAGCUCCAUUUACGACGUCAUCAAUGGCGGAGUAUUAGACAAGGAACCUACCAAUAUCAAAAUCUAAGACCCAAUUUUGAUUUUGACGUUUCUUCCGACAUUUCAUCUAUUCUUUAAGCAACAGGCGACUUCAUUACUCCCCAGAUCUUACUUACCUAAAUUGGGUUUUUAUUUUAAUCGAUUUUGGUUUUUUUAGGGUUUUAUUCCGUAUUAAAUACGGUGCUUUCUCUCUCUUUCUCUCUCAUUCAUUGAUCUACUUCUCGGUUUUCGCGGGUUCUAGCAAAUCUGGCAGUGUGAGAUUGAGUUGAUCACUGGGGAGAAUCGCAAUGGUGGACUCUGGGCCGAUUACGCCCGGACAGGUGUCUUUUCUGCUUGGUUUUAUUCCAACUUUGGUUGCUUGGGUCUACUCUGAGAUUUUGGAGUACAAGAGGUCUUCAGCUCAUUCUAAAGUCCAUUCAGACAAUAAUCUUGUUGAGUUGGGAAAUGAGGCUGCAAAGGAAGAUGAUCGAGCAGUGCUCCUGGAAGGCGGAGUUUCUAAAGCAACCUUACAAAAGUUUCCUGCAUAUAAUAUCAAGUCAAACUUAAUAAGGUUUGUGACAAUGGAUGAGUCUUUUUUGCUUGAAAACCGCAUUACCUUAAGAGCCAUUGGCGAGCUGGGGUUAAUUUUGGUGUACUUUUAUAUCUGUGACCGGACAAAUGUGCUGGGAUAUUCAACCAAGAACUACAAUCGUGAUCUAUUCCUAUUUCUCUACUUCCUCCUGGUGAUUGUUUCAGCAAUGACUUCACUCAAGAAACACCAAGAUAAGUCAGCAUUUUCAGGGAAAUCAAUUCUUUACCUGAACCGACACCAGACUGAGGAAUGGAAGGGUUGGAUGCAGGUUCUUUUUCUGAUGUAUCACUAUUUUGCUGCAACGGAGAUCUACAAUGCUAUACGUGUGUUCAUUGCUGCAUAUGUUUGGAUGACCGGAUUCGGCAAUUUUUCAUAUUACUACAUACGAAAAGAUUUUAGCCUGCCCCGCUUUGCUCAGAUGAUGUGGCGGCUAAAUUUCUUUGUUGCAUUUUGCUGCAUUGUUUUGAAUAAUGAUUAUAUGCUGUACUACAUUUGUCCGAUGCAUACGCUUUUCACUCUUAUGGUGUAUGGAGCCCUUGGUAUAUUCAAUAAAUACAACGAAAUACCAACUGUGAUGGCGGUGAAAAUUCUUUCUUGCUUUCUGGUGGUCAUACUUGUUUGGGAAGUUCCUGGAGUCUUCGAAUUGAUCUGGAGUCCUUUCAUGUUCUUUUUAGGGUACACUGAUCCUGCAAAACCAGAUCUUCCUCGAGUACAUGAAUGGCAUUUCAGAUCCGGGCUUGAUCGUUAUGUGUGGAUCAUUGGAAUGAUCUACGCCUACUACCACCCAACUGUCGAAAAAUACUUGGAAAAGUUGGAGGAGUCUGAACCAAAGAGGAGACAUGCUAUCAAAACUGGAGUAGCUUCAGUUGCAGUAUUUGUUGGUUACUUGUGGUAUGAAUACAUAUAUAAGUUGGACAAAAUCUCAUACAAUAAAUUGCACCCAUACACAUCAUGGAUUCCAAUAACUGUAUAUAUAGUCUUGCGCAAUGUCACCCAUCAGCUGCGUAGUUUUUCUAUGACUCUCUUUGCAUGGCUCGGAAAGAUUACUCUGGAGACUUACAUAUCUCAAUUUCAUAUUUGGUUAAGAUCAAACACGCCCAAUGGACAACCUAAGUGGCUUCUCUCUCUUAUUCCAGAAUAUCCUAUGCUGAACUUUAUGCUUACAACUGCUAUCUAUGUUUUGGUUUCCCACCGGAUUUUUGAGCUGACUAAUGUGCUCAAGACUGUAUUCAUACCAACAAAGGAAAACCGACGGUUGUUGCAUAAUUUCAUCGCUGGUGUUGCAAUUUCUGUCAUUCUGUAUUUUUUCGCUGUUGUCCUGCUCCUGAUUCCCAGUUAACCGGCCUUAAUUACGGAAAGAAGAUAUCAGCUUACCAUUACAACCACAUGAUGGAAAAGGAAAGAUAGCCUGGAUCGAUCAGAAUAAGGGGACUUUGGAAUGUGGUCUCCUGAUAUUCUCGUUGAUAAAGCUGGUUAUCGCACUGAUUGAUACUGUAAGGCAUCGGAAAGGAGAUUAUGAAGAUAAUUUUUAAGAGGGUAUGUAGUUAGCCUCACGUCCAAGUGACAUUGUGCAUUAUUAAUAUAGCAUCCUUUUCUUCCCUUUUCAUUUUUUACCCUUUUGAUCUCUUACCCAUAUACCAUUUUCGCUCCUGUUGUGUGAGCCAUAGCAAAUAUAGGUUUCUCCAGAUAGUUCUCGGGUGAGUGAUAAAAGUAAAAUUUGUUAUUAAAUUGUAAUGAAAAUUUUGUUGUAUUUCCAAGAAUCUAUAAUCUUUUUAUAUACCACUUUCUGAUACACA